GUGUUUUUUCUUUAUCACGUUAUAAAUUCUUAAAAUUGUUUGAAGGUUUUCACUUUUUUUUUCAUUAAGUUUUCAAUUGAGUUAAUUGGAAAAGAAUUGGGUUUCUUCCUCAAAAAUUCAGAAACAAGAACUAGAAGAAAAUAUGUUAUUGAUGGUAGUUUUUUUAUUUGUGAUAAAUGUUUUGAUUUAUAUAUAUUUGUUGUGUUUUUAAAACAAGUGACAUACCUUACCAGUUACCAGCAACUAAUGAAAAUAUGAGGAAGUUGUUUACACACAAGUGUGUGUGUGUGUGGGUGGUUGAAUUGAAUGUGUUAAGCUUGAAAGCAGAAGGUUACGAGUUCUGUUGUUUUUUUAGCAAUAUAAGGUGACAUUGCCAUUGCUUGAUUAAAUGAGAUGUAGAGGAAAACUAUUUAUCACAAAUUAUUUUUGUUAUAGGAAAUUGAUCCAUUAGUUUGUUUUGAUAAAGUUAUAAGAUGGCAUCAAAUGGUGAAAAUAUGGACGGAGGAAUGACUUUUAAAUGGACCGAAAAUGACCAUGAAAAUAUUUUUUUGAGCUCUGUAUCAAGUUCAUUAGGAAGAACGGCCGUGUAUCAUUUAGAUGGAAGGAGAUUAAUCAAGAGUUUGAAUCUAUCAUUAAGCGGAAAUGUGUGGACAAAACUUUGAAAAAUAAGUAUGAUUAUAUGAAGAAGGAUUGGCGAUUGUGGAAAUUUUUGAAGUUUGGAGAAACUGGCUUAGGAUGGGAUCCUCUUACAGGAAAGCUUAGUUGUUCAGAUGAGUGGUGGGAUAGAAAGAUUAAGGAGAAACCCGAGGCUAAAAAGUUUCGUAAUAAGUCAAUAGAUCCUUCACUUGAGGAAUUAUAGAAUCAACUAUUUGAAGACAGUUAUGCAGAUGGGACAGAGAAUGUGGCACCCUCUAUGGAUCCUAAUUCUGUUCGACCUGUGAAACAUUUGAUUGUGAAUGUUGAGGAUGAAGAUGAUGAAAGUGGCGGAGAAGAUAUGAAUCAUUAUGAGAGUGGAAAGGAUGUUUAUGCUGAAUAUAAUCGUUAUGAUCCUCGUAUCAAGGACUUAUUAAAUAAUGAUAGUGCAUUUUGGCCUGAUUUUAUGGAAGGGAGUAGCGGCCAAGUGCCUACCCAAGGUGUUAGAGCUACCCAAGUAUCUAGUCAAGGUGAUGAAGCUACCCAAGUACCUGCCAGACGUGUUGAAGUUAACCAAGUACUUAGCCAAGGAAAUGGUACAAAAAAAACUGCAUUUACUCCAAAGGUGGCUAAGAAAAUCGUCAAGGAAAAGCGGAAAGGAAGACAAUCAGGAGGGGCAACAAAAUUAAGCAAUCAAAUAGAUGCCUUAAUAUCAAACACUAGCACUGCAGUGGAGCUAUUGAAUUCUGAUGACAGUUCGGGUAAACAUGAUAACGCUAACUCAACUGUUGCAGCUGCAAUCACAGUUAUUAAUAGGAUGGUUGUUGAAAACAAUCUAGAAAAAGGGAGUGCUUUGUGGUGUUUUGCACCUACUCUGAUUGAGAAUGAAGUGAGACGGGACAUUUUUAUGAACAUUGAGGAUGAUGAUGGAAGGAAAUCUUGGUUGAUGUAUAUGCAGGCUAAUCAGAAGUGAUUUCAAUUAGUGUAUUUUUAGUGGAUAUGUAAUAUUUAAAACUUCUAUGAGCAUCAUAUGUUUGAAUUAUGAGAUGGGAACUAUGUGUUUCCUUUUUUUUUUUUAA
Molecule: messenger RNA, 1712 nt
Organism: Medicago truncatula (barrel medic)
Lineage: Eukaryota; Viridiplantae; Streptophyta; Magnoliopsida; Fabales; Fabaceae
Exons: 2
Coding region: 914-1606 (230 amino acids)
Source: RefSeq, a predicted model, not a curated record